Molecule: messenger RNA, 9363 nt
Organism: Nerophis lumbriciformis (worm pipefish)
Lineage: Eukaryota; Metazoa; Chordata; Actinopteri; Syngnathiformes; Syngnathidae
Gene: tenm4
Product: teneurin transmembrane protein 4
Biological process (GO): neuron development; signal transduction; heterophilic cell-cell adhesion
Cellular component (GO): neuron projection; membrane
Molecular function (GO): protein heterodimerization activity; protein homodimerization activity; cell adhesion molecule binding
Source: RefSeq, a predicted model, not a curated record
CUCCUCCUUCUUCUUCUUCUCCUUCUCCUUCUCCUUCUUCUCCUCCUCCCGCAGUCUGUCUGACAUCUUGUUGGCGGGCGGAAAAGCGCGACCAUAUUUGGACAUAUUCCGACGUGACGUGCACGCCGCUGGAGCACAUUGUUGGAUCGGGGGCGCGCACAGAAGCAAGAAGGGAUCUCUUUUAUUGCCACCUUUCUCCUGGAAAUACAUCUGGCUUAAAUUACCCUAAAUUGCACCUGCCGAACCUUCCAGAACCUUCCAGAACCUUCCAGAGGGCUGGACGGACCUGCUGCUGCUGCAUUGUCUCCAUCAUGAGGCUCUGAGACGUGUGAGUCAUGGAGGUGAAGGAGCGCCGACCUUACCGCUCGCUGACGGCGAGACAGGACGCCGAGCGCCGCUACACCAGCUCCUCGGCCGACAGCGAGGACGGCAGAGCCAACUCCAAGUCCUACAGUUCCACCGAGACCCUCAAGGCCUUCGACCACGACUCCAGGGUCAACUACGGCAGCCGGGUCAAGGACCUGGUGCACCACGAGGUGGACGAGUACGGCCGGCAAGGUGGCGACUUCUCCUUCCGAGACCUGGGUGUGGGCGAGGCCCUCCCUCACCACGUGAGCUACAGGGGCGAGCUAGGCAUGCCGCACCGUGACUACUCUAUCAGCGCGGGCUCCGACACGGAGACGGACGGCGUCAUGUCGCCCGAGCACGCCGUCAGGCUGUGGGGGCGGAGCAACACCAAGUCGGGUCGCAGCUCGUGUCUCUCCAGUCGGGCCAACUCCAACCUGACACUGACCGACACCGAGCACGAGAACACGGAGAACGGUCCACCGCCGCUCUGUUCCUCCUCCUCCUCCUCCUCCUCCCCCGUGGAGCAGCCCCCCUUCCCUCCCCCUCGCAUUGCGGCCAAUCAGAGCCCUGGGGGGUUGCUAGGUAACAGUGACUCUGAGGAUGAGUUUGGUUCAUUCUUAGUUAAAGCUGGCUCAGGGAACACGUACGUCGCUGAUGACGUCUUCCACAACCACCCCCGGCUGAGGACGCCCCCCCUGUCCCACUCCCACUCCCACUCUCCCAACCAGCAGCACCACGCCUCCUCCAUCAACUCCCUCAACCCAGGGAACUACACGCCCAGGAGCAACCCAAGCCCCGCCCCCACCGACGGCUCCGCCCCGCCCGAGGGUCCGGCCUGCGCCCAGGACUCGGCGGGCGGCGCCCCCGACACCUGGCUGCUCAACAGCAACAUCCCGCUGGAGACCAGGAGCCAGAAUACUCUCAUGUUUAUUGGAGAGGAGCAAGAUGCUUGCAGAGAAGGGCAGGGCUCGUACACAACCAGAAACAUAGCACAGCAGGCAUUCCUCGAGACUUUGCAGGACAACCUCAUUGAGAUGGACACUCUGGCGUCCGCUCGCCGCCAGGCCGCCUACGACGACGGGCACUUCCUGUUCAAGCCGGGCGGGACCUCCCCGAUGUACUGCACCACGUCGCCCGGGUACCCGCUGACCUCCAGCACGGUGUACUCGCCGCCGCCGCGACCUUUGCCCCGCGGCGCCUUCUCCCGGCCCGCCUUCAGCCUGAAGAAGCCCUCCAAGCACUGCAACUGGAAAUGUGCCGCCCUCGCCGCCAUCCUCGUCUCCGUCACGCUGCUCUGCCUGCUGGCCUACUUCAUCGCCAUGCACCUUUUGGGCCUCAACUGGCACCUGAAGCCCACGCACAGACAGAUGUACCACGUGACGGAGGACAACACAAGCGGCCUGACGUUACCUACCGACCUGAGCCUGGGGCCGCUGGGCAACACGGGCCUGGAAGCGCCGGGUCGCGGGCGCAAAGACGACACAGGCGGCUUGUUCCCUGACGACAGCUACAUCGACAUGGGCGAGAUCGACGUGGGACGCAAAGUGGCCCAGCAGAUCCCGCCCGCCGUCUUCUGGAGGUCUCAGGUCUUCGUGGAUCACCCCAUGUACCUGAAGUUCAACGUGUCCCUCGGCAAAGACGCCUUAGUGGGGGUCUACGGCAGGAGGGGUCUGCCCCCGUCUCACACGCAGUUUGACUUUGUGGAGCUGCUGGAUGGCCGACGUCUGCUGGCCCACCACCCUCCCGGCCUGGAGGGGCCCGCCGCCCUGCAGAGGAGCCUGGCCCCUGUGAGCACACACGACACAGGCUUCAUUCAGUACAUGGAGUCUGGCAUCUGGCACCUGGCAGUCUACAACGACGGCAAGGACACUGAGACUGUCUCCUUCCUCACCACCGCCAGCGAUUCGGUGGAUUCAUGUCCAAGCAGCUGUUUUGGGAACGGUGAUUGUGUUUCUGGAACUUGUCACUGCUUCCUGGGCUUUAAAGGUCCUGACUGUGGGCGUGCCGCCUGCCCGGUGCUGUGCAGUGGUAACGGUCAGUACCGCAAGGGCGGCUGCAUGUGUCACAGCGGCUGGAAGGGCUCCGAGUGCCACGUGCCCACCAGCCAGUGUGUGGACGUCAGCUGCAGCGGGCGCGGCGCCUGCAUCGUGGGCACCUGCAUCUGCAACCCCGGCUACAAGGGCGACAACUGUGAGGAAGUGGACUGUCUGGACCCCACCUGCUCGGGCCGAGGCGUGUGCGUCCAGGGCGAGUGUCACUGCUUCGUGGGCUGGGGAGGUUCUGGCUGCGAGAGUCCCAGGGCCUCCUGCACCGACCAGUGCUCCGGACACGGAACAUUCCAGGCCGACGCCAACACCUGCAGCUGCGACGCCAACUGGACCGGACACGACUGCUCCGCAGAGAUCUGCACAGCCGACUGCGGCGGCCACGGCGUGUGCGUGUCGGGCAUCUGUCGCUGUGACGAGGGCUGGACGGGCGGCGGAUGCGAGCAGAGGGCGUGUCACCCCCGCUGCAGCGAGCACGGCACCUGCAGGGAGGGCAAGUGCGAGUGCAGCCCGGGAUGGAACGGGGAGCACUGCAGCGUCGCCCACUAUCUGGAUAGAGUAGUGAAAGAGGGCUGUCCCGGCCUGUGUAACGGUAACGGCAGGUGCACUCUGGGUAAUGGCGGCUGGUCCUGCGUGUGCCAGCUGGGCUGGAGAGGCGGCGGCUGCGACACGUCCAUGGAAACGGCCUGUGGCGACGUCAAGGACAACGACGCAGACGGCCUGGUGGACUGCAUGGACCCUGACUGCUGCCUCCAGGCCAGCUGUCUCAGCACCGCCUUGUGUGUGGGCUCCCCGGACCCCCUGGACAUCAUCAAGGAGACGCAGGUGUCUUCGGGCCAGGGCAACCUGGGAACUUUCUACGACCGCGUCCGAUUCCUGGUGGGCAGGGAGAGCACACACGUGGUGCACGGCGCCAACCCCUUCGACGGGAAGCACGCCUGCGUCAUCCGAGGACAGGUGGUGACCUCGGACGGGACGCCGCUGGUGGGCGUCAACAUCAGCUUCAUCAACAAGCCGGCUUUGGGCUACACCGUCAGCAGGCAGGACGGAAGUUUCGACCUCCUGACCAAUGGGGGCCUCGCGGUGGCCUUGCACUUUGAGCGGGCUCCCUUCAUCACCCAGGAGCACACUCUCUGGUUGCCGUGGGGACGCUUCUUCGUCAUGGAUACCAUCGUCAUGCGCCACGAGGAGAACGACAUCCCCAGCUGCGACCUCAGCGGCUUCGCCCGGCCCAGCCCUGUGGUCACGCCAGCGCCGCUCACCGCCUUCGCCGGAUCCUGCGCCGAGAGGGGCACGGUGGUUCCUGAGAUCCAGACCCUGCAGGAGGAAGUGAGGAUCCCAGGUACAGACAUGAGACUAGUGUACCUGAGCAGCAGGACGUCAGGCUACAAGUCCAUGCUGAAGGUGGCGCUCACACACUCCACCAUCCCCUUCAACCUGAUGAAGGUGCACCUGAUGGUGGCCGUGGAGGGUCGCCUCUUCAGGAAGUUCUUCCCCGCCGCCCCCAACCUCUCCUACGACUUUGUGUGGGACAAGACUGACGUGUACGGCCAGAAGGUCUACGGCUUGUCCCAGGCCUUUGUAUCAGUGGGUCUGGAGUACGAGUCGUGUGCAGACGUGGUGGUGUGGGAGAAAAGGACGGCGAUGCUUCAAGGCUACGAGAGCACAGCCUCCAAACUGGGAGGAUGGACCUUAGAGCACCAUCACGCUCUCAACCUGCAGAGUGGUAUCCUCCACAUGGGCAACGGGGAGAACAUCUUCAUCUCCCAGCAGCCGCCCGUCAUGGGCAGCGUGAUGGGCAACGGGCGGCGCCGCAGCAUCUCCUGCCCCAGCUGUAACGGCAUGGCGGACGGCAACAAGCUGCUGGCGCCCGUGGCGUUGGCGUGCGGCUGGGACGGCAGCCUGUAUGUGGGCGACUUCAACUACGUCAGGAGGAUCUACACCACCGGGAACGUCACCAGCGUGCUGGAGCUCAGAAAUAAAGACUUCAGGCACAGCAGUAGCCCCGCCCACAAGUACUACCUGGCCAGCAGCCCCGUCAGCGGUGCGGUGUACCUGUCCGACACCAGCAGCCGUAAAGUCUUCAAGGUCAAGUCUCUGGCCGCCAUCAAGGACCCGGCCAAGAACCUGGAACUGGUGGCCGGCACUGGUGACCAAUGUCUGCCGUAUGAUGACGCCCGCUGUGGUGAUGGCGGCAAGGCGGUGGACGCCACGCUCACCAACCCCAGAGGCAUGGCGGUGGACAAGUACGGCGUGGUGUUCUUGGUGGAUGGCACUAUGAUCCGCAGGAUCGACCAGAACGGGAUCAUCUCCACCCUGCUGGGCUUCAACGACCUGACCUCCGCACGACCUCUCAGCUGUGACGCCGUCAUGGACAUCUCGCAGGUGCGCCUGGAGUGGCCCACAGACCUGGCGGUGAGUCCCUUGGACAAUUCCUUGUACGUCCUGGACAACAACGUGGUCCUCCAGAUCUCCGAGAACCACCAAGUGCGCAUCGUGGCGGGCAGGCCCAUGCACUGCCAAGUGCCCGGCAUGGACCACUUCCUCAUGAGCAAGGUGGCCAUCCACGCCACCCUGGAGUCGGCCAACACGCUGGCCGUGUCCCACACCGGAGUCCUGUACAUCGCCGAGUCGGACGAGAAGAAGAUCAACCGUGUCCGCCGGGUGUCCACCGACGGCGAGAUCUCCUUGGUGGCGGGGGCGCCCAGCGGCUGCGACUGCAAGAACGACGCCAACUGCGACUGCUACUCGGGCGACGAGGGCUACGCCAUGGACGCCAAGCUGAACGCGCCCUCGUCCUUGGCGGUGUGUCCGGACGGAGAGCUCUACAUCGCCGACCUGGGCAACAUCCGCAUCCGCUACGUGCGCCAGAACAAGCCCUACCUGAGUCCCCUCAACAUGUACGAGGUGUCCUCCCCCAUCCAGGACCAACUCUACCUCUUCGACGCCAACGGCAGCCACGUCUUCACCCAGAGUCUGACCACCGGGGACCACCUGUACAACCUCACCUACACGGGCCAGGGCCAGCUGAGCAGCAUCACGGACAACAACAAGAACGUGGUCACCAUCCGCCGCGACACCACGGGGAUGCCUCUGUGGCUCAUGGUGCCCGACGGACAGACCUUCUGGUUCACCGUGGGCGCCAACCACGCGCUCAAAAGUGUGGCGGCGCAGGGCCAAGAACUCGCCGUCAUGACCUACCACGGAAGUUCCGGGCUGCUGGCCACCAAAACCGAUGAGAACGGUUGGACCACCUUCUUUGAGUAUGACAGCUUCGGCCGCCUGACCAACGUCACCCACCCGACGGGCCGCGUCAGCAGCUACCGGGCCGACGCCCACGGCGCCGUCCGCAUCCAGACGGAGGGCGCCGCCAAGGAGGACGUCACGGUCACCGCCAACAUGUCCGCCUCGGGCACCUUCUACACGCUCAUGCAGGAGCAAGUGCGUAACAGCUACUUCCUGGGCCUGGACGGCUCCCUGAGGCUGGCCCUGGCCAGCGGCAUGGAGGUGUCUCUGCACACGGAGCCUCACCUGCUGGCCGGCACCGUGCACCCUGCUGUGAGCCGCAGGAACAUCACCCUGGCCCUGGACAACGGACUCAACCUGGUGGAGUGGCGCCAGAGGAAGGAGCAAGCACGCGGCCUUGUCACCGUCUACGGCCGCAGGCUGAGGGUGCACAACCGGAACCUGUUGUCUCUGGACUUUGAUCGGAUCACCAGAACAGAGAAGGUCUACGACGACCACAGGAAGUUCACGCUGAGGAUCCACUACGACCUCGCCGGGCGGCCCACCCUCUGGGCGCCCAGCAACCGCCUGAACGGGGUCAACGUCACCUACUCGUCAGGAGGGCAGGUGGCGGGCAUCCAGAGGGGCACCAUGUCGGUGCGCAUGGACUACGACCACAACGGCAGGAUCACCUCCAAGAUCUUUGCUGACGGGAAGUCGUGGAGCUACACCUACCUGGAGAAGUCCAUGGUGCUGCUGCUCCACAGCCAGCGACAGUACAUCUUCCAGUUCGACAGGAACGACCGCCUCAUGUCGGUGACCAUGCCCAACGUAGCACGCCAGACCCUGGAGACCUCGCUCUCGGUGGGCUACUACCGCAACACCUACCGCCCCCCUGAGGGCAACGCCUCGGUGCUGCAGGACUACAGCGAGGAGGGCCGGCUGCUGCAGACCACCUACCUGGGCACGGGCCGACGGGUGGUCUACAAGUACGGCAAGCUCUCCAAGCUGCUGGAGAUCCUCCACGACACCACCCGCGUGGCGUUCUCCUACGACGAGGCGGCGGGUAUGCUGAAGACGGUCAACCUGCAGAGCGAGGGCUUCGCCUGCACCAUCCGCUACCGGCAGAUCGGCCCGCUCAUCGACCGGCAGAUCUUCCGCUUCGGCGAGGAGGGCGCGGUGAACGCCAGGUUCGACUACGUCUACGACAACAGCUUCCGCGUCACCAGCAUGCAGGCCGUCAUCAACGAGACGCCGCUGCCCAUCGACCUGUACCGCUAUGACGACGUGUCGGGCAAAGCCGAGCAGUUCGGCAAGUUCGGCGUGAUCUACUACGACAUCAACCAGAUCAUCACCACGGCGGUCAUGACGCACACCAAACACUUCGACGCCUACGGACGGAUCAAGGAGGUGCAGUACGAGAUCUUCCGCUCACUCAUGUACUGGAUGAUGGUGCAGUACGACAACAUGGGCCGCGUGGUGGCCAAGGAGCUGAAGGUGGGACCCUACGCCAAUACCACACGCUACACCUACGAGUACGACUCAGACGGCCAGCUCCAGGUGGUGUCCAUCAAUGACAAGCCUCUGUGGCGCUACAGCUACGACCUCAAUGGCAACCUGCACCUCUUGAGCCCGGGGAACAGCGCCCGCUUGACGCCGCUGCGCUACGACAUCCGGGACCGCAUCACCCGGCUGGGGGACGUGCAGUACCGCAUGGACGAGGACGGCUUCCUCAGGCAGCGGGGCAACGACUACUUCGACUACAACUCGGCCGGCCUGCUGGUCAAAGUGUACAACAAGGCGAGCGCUUGGAGCGUCCGCUAUCGCUACGACGGUCUGGGCAGGAGGGUGUCCAGCCGGAGCAGCCCGGGACACCACCUGCAGUUCUUCUAUGCCGACCUGUCCAGCCCCACCCGGGUCACCCACAUGUACAACCACACCAGCUCCGAGAUCACGUCGCUGUACUACGACCUGCAGGGCCACCUGUUCGCCAUGGAGCUGAGCGGCGGCGAGGAGUUCUACGUGGCGUGCGACAACAUCGGCACGCCUCUGGCCGUCUUCAGCGGUGCGGGGCACAUGAUCAAGCAGGUGCUCCACACCGCCUUCGGCGAGGUCUACCUGGACACCAACCCCGGCUUCCAGCUCGUCGUUGGCUACCGGGGAGGCCUGUACGAGCCCCUGAGCAGGCUGGUCCACAUGGGGCGCAGGGACUACGACGUCCUCGCCGGGCGCUGGACCACGCCCGACCACGACGUCUGGAAACGUCUCAACAGUGGCCACAUCGUGCCCUUCAACUUGUACAUGUUCAAGAACAACAACCCGCUCAGCAACAACGAGGAGAUCAAGUGCUACAUGACGGAUGUGAACAGCUGGCUGGUGACCUUUGGCUUCCAGCUCUACAACGUCAUCCCCGGCUACCGCAAGCCCAACACGGACAGCAUGGAGCCGUCCUACGAGCUGCUGCGCACUCAGAUCAAGACGCAGGAGUGGGACAGCACCAAGUCGCUGCUGGGCGUGCAGUGUGAGGUCCAGAGGCAGCUCAAGGCCUUCGUCAAGCUGGAGCGCUUCGGCCAGAUCUACUCCGCCAAGAGCGCCGGAUGCCCGCAGGCGCCGUACAGGACGCUCUUCGCCUCGGCGGGCUCCAUCUUCGGCAAGGGCGUGAAGUUGGCGGUCCGAGACGGCCGCGUCAGCACGGACAUCGUCAGCCUGGCCAACGAGGACGGGCGCCGCAUGGCCGCCAUCCUCCACGACGCCCUCUACCUGCAGUCCCUGCGCUUCACCAUCGGCGGCGUGGACACGCACUACUUCGUCAAGCUGGGCUCGGUGGAGGCCGACCUGGGCCUGGUGGGCAUGGCGGUGGGCCGCCGCACGCUGGACAACGGCGUCAACGUGACCGUGUCUCAGGUCAACGCCGUCCUCAACGGCAGGACUCGCCGCAUCACCGACAUCCAGCUGCAGCACGGCGCGCUCUGCCUCAACACGCGCUACGGCGCCGGCGUGGACGAGGAGAAGGCCCGCGUCCUGGAGCUGGCCCGCCAGCGCGCCGUGGCCCAGGCCUGGGCCCGCGAGCGCCAGAGACUGCGGGACGGCGAGGAAGGCUCGCGCGCCUGGACGGAGGGCGAGAAGCAGCAGCUGCUGGGCUCGGGGAAGGUGCAGGGCUACGACGGCUUCUACGUGCUGGCGGCCGAGCAGUACCCCCAGCUGGCCGACAGCGUCAACAACGUCCACUUCCUGCGACACGGCGAGAUGGGCCGCAGGUGACAUGGACGCCGCGCUACGGGACUCCUCGCCAAAGACGCUUUUUCCUCUCUUUCUUUGUGGGAAUGUUUGUCACGGACAGCGGGAGCGCCGUCCUCCGUGGAGUAAUGGCGCCGCUCCCUGACUCCGCCUCCUCGCUCCGCGUCGGCCUUUUCCUCAGCCGAGGAGAUUCCCUCCGACGGGUUUACAAAGAAAGGAGAUGACCGCCGACAAGCUUUCAUUUCUUUUAUGAGUGUGUGACCAUGUGACUCCAUCACUUCCUGUGAAGGGAAAAAAUGACUUCCUGCGGGGUCGGUUGUCACGACGACGGGUGUGAAGUGGAAAAAAGACGAAUGUGAAGCCUUUUAUCCUUGAUUGUUGUUCUUCAACCAAACUUCUGAAGGCGUCCACCGCAUGGAGGAAACUAGGAAGUGUUUUUCCACCUACACCUGCUGCUUGGCCACCUGGACCUGGUGUAGACCUGGUGUGGCCCUGGUGUGGACCAGGU